GGGACAUCACUGGAUCCUGGUACCCUUUGGCCACCACCAUGUCUGGCAGGAAGCGCAGCGUCUCCUUUGGGGGCUUCGGAUGGAUUGACAAGACCAUGCUGGCGAGCCUGAAGGUCAAGAAGCAGGAGCUGGCCAACAGCUCGGAUGUGACCCUCCCAGACCAGCCGCUGUCCCCUCCUCUCACGGCGCCCCCCACCAUGAAGUUUUUCCAUAGGAUUCCUGGAUUUCUGUCCUGCCAUGUGCCCACAGUGGAGAGGUCUGACUGUAUGGAACGAACAAGAACUGACAUUGCAUUUCGUUCUGCGGAGUUCUUCGAGAUGCUGGAGAAAAUGCAGGGGAUCAAGCUUGAAGAGCAGAGGCCAGGACCCCAGAAGAACAAGGAUGACUAUAUUCCAUAUCCCAGCAUUGAUGAGGUUGUGGAGAAGGGGGGCCCGUACCCUCUGAUCAUCCUGCCCCAGUUUGGUGGCUAUUGGAUCGAGGACCCGGAGAACGUGGGCACACCAACAUCACUGGGCAGCAGCAUCUGUGAGGAUGAGGAAGAGGACGGGCUCAACCCCAACACCUUCGGCUAUAAGCUCGAGUGCAGGGCUGAGGCCAGAGCCUACCGCAGACACUUCCUGGGGAAGGAUCAUCUAAACUUUUACUGUACUGGCAGCAGCCUGGGGAACCUGAUCCUGUCCAUCAAGUGCGAGGAAGCGGAGGGGAUUGAGUACCUUCGGAUCAUUCUCAGGUCCAAAGUGAAGACAGUGCAUGAGCGGAUCCCCUUGGCUGGACUGAGCAAGCUGCCUAGCGUCCCUCAGAUUGCUAAGGCCUUCUGUGAUGAUGCUGUGGGGCUGAAAUUCAACCCUGUCCUGUACCCUAAGGCCUCCCAAAUGAUUGUGUCCUAUGACGAACAUGAUGUCAACAACACGUUCAAAUUUGGGGUCAUUUAUCAGAAAGCCAGGCAGACCCUAGAGGAGGAGCUAUUUUGGAACAACGAGGAGAGCCCAGCUUUCAAGGAGUUCUUGGACCUGCUGGGGGACACAAUCACACUGCAGGACUUUAAAGGUUUCCGAGGAGGCCUGGAUGUGACCCAUGGACAGACAGGGGUGGAGUCCGUGUACACUACAUUUCGGGACCGGGAGAUCAUGUUUCAUGUCUCUACCAAGCUGCCCUUCACUGAGGGCGAUGCCCAGCAGCUACAGCGAAAGAGACACAUUGGGAAUGACAUUGUGGCCAUCAUCUUCCAAGAAGAAAACACCCCAUUUGUCCCAGAUAUGAUUGCCUCCAAUUUCUUACAUGCCUACAUAGUUGUGCAGGUGGAGAGCCCAGGCACAGAGAUUCCAUCCUACAAGGUCUCUGUCACUGCAAGAGAAGAUGUGCCUGCCUUUGGUCCCCCUCUGCCCAACCCCCCUAUUUUCCAGAAGGGCCCAGAGUUCAGGGAGUUUCUGCUCACCAAGCUCACCAAUGCAGAGAAUGCUUGCUGCAAGUCGGACAAGUUUGCUAAGCUGGAGGACCGGACCAGGGCUGCCCUCCUGGACAACCUUCAUGAUGACCUGCACAUGCACACACAGGCCAUGCUAGGCCUGGGCCCCGAGGAGGACAAGUUUGAGAAUGGGGGUCAUGGGGGCUUCCUGGAGUCUUUUAAGAGGGCCAUCCGUGUGCGCAGCCACUCCAUGGAGACCGUGGUGGGCAGCCAGAGGAAGCUGCACAGUGGAGGCAUCCCUGGAAGCCUCAGUGGGGGUAUUGUUCACAACAGCAUGGAAGUCACCAAAACUACCUUCUCGCCUCCAGUGGCAGCAGCAACGGUGAAAAACCAGUCUCGGAGUCCCAUCAAGCGGCGGUCGGGGCUCUUUCCUCGCUUGCACACAGGCUCUGAAGGCCAGGGGGACAGCCGGACACGAUGCGACAGUGCAUCCAGCACCCCCAAGACUCCGGAUGGCGCACACUCUUCUCAGGAGAUAAAGUCUGAAACCUCAUCCAAUCCCAGCUCUCCAGAAAUCUGCCCCAACAAAGAGAAGCCCUUCAUAAAAUUGAAGGAGAAUGGCCGGGCCAACAUCUCCCGCUCCUCUUCCAGCACCAGCAGCUUCAGCAGCACUGCAGGGGAGGGUGAGGCCAUGGAGGAGUGUGACAGUGGGAGCAGCCAGCCAUCCACGACCUCACCUUUCAAGCAGGAUGUGUUUUUCUACAGUCAGUCUUCGAGCAGCGAGAGCCCUGGCCUGGGAGCAGCCGCCACGCCCAUCAUCAUGAGCCGGAGUCCCACAGAUGGCAAAAGCAGAAAUUCCCCGAGAUCAAACCUGAAAUUCCGCUUUGAUAAGCUCAGCCACGCCAGCUCCAGUGGGGGUCACUAAUGUGAAUGAAGAAUUCUUCUCCUGUCCAAGGUGAGGGAAGCCCCGAUUCUGUCCUGCAGAAGGCUCCUGUUCCGUCAGUUUGGGGGUGCCGUCCACUACUCUGAUCGUCACAGGCCCACCAGACCAGCUGUCUGUCCUGCGUCCUGACCUGGUCACAGUCUUUCCGGGUCCUUUGCCAACACACUUUUAUCUCUGGACAAGACCUUUUUUUGGAGGCUCUCCUGCUCCUGACCUCCCAGUGUGCUGUCUGUCUGGAAUGUUCGCCAACUUGUUUGUGUGUAGGAAAGACAGGUUGGGAAGGGAGGCUCUUAGUACAGGGGUUCAGCCAGAGGUGUGAGAGUGCAUCUGCUUCAGAGUCAGAGAGAGUGGUGGGUGGGGAGCAGAGGGGAAAGCACAGCAUGAAGUGUGCUCUGUUUGUCCUCUGUCACAGUGCAGUGUCCUCCUGGGCAUGGUAGAAAGGAGCUUUACCACCACCCGUGUGUGGAGCAGGGGUGCAGGGUCUGCUUCCUGAGAGCCAGAAUUCAUAGCAUCCUCCAGGCUGUCCUGAUAAAAAACAGCUCCUUUGUUCCUGUUUCUCUGGAGCUCCCAAAACAUCUCCCUGCUCUGGGCUAAGUACUUUAGACUUCUCUGUGGGCACAGGCAGUGGGCUGUGCUGUUCCCACUGUCAGUGCAUGCUGAGCCAGGCUUUCGCAGGUGGAAGCUCCAAGACAGACCUGGAUGUGUCUGGGGUCAUUGCCACACACAUCCUUGACUGUAAUGAAACUUUUCUCCUAGUUAAUUUCAUGCAGGUUCUGAGUAUCCUAGCUGUGGAAGAAGCCCUAGGCAAUCGCUCCCCUCUGAGCAGAUAUUUUUUUCCCCAUGAAGGAGUGGGAAGCCAGGAAUUCAGGGAAAGGAGAAGGAAUUCAGGGAAAAUGAAUGAGCCAGUGCUGGGAGAUCACUGGUUGAUAACCUCAGGGGCCAAGGGCUCAGCCAGGGUCUGUGGGAUCCAGAUCUCUAAUGCUUAUAGAAGUUCAAGGAAGACAUAACUGUUAUUUAAAGCACCCAUUUGUUGGAGAGGGAAAGGGAUAGAAGAGGGAUGACUUAGCAGGUUCUGGUUGGGCCAGUGUGCCGGGGUUGAUUUUAGGCACGUGGGGAGGAACACAGUGUCCCUCUGCAGUUGUGCCCUGCCCUUUGAGGAGUAGGCAGUGCUGCCUCAGGGGCUCCUCCUGGCUUCUGUGCCCAUUGACUGUGUCAGGGGCAUGAUUCCCUGGUUCUUCUCUUCGCUUCCCAGCUGCAGGUCUGUAGGUGGUUGUCACAUCAGUAAGAUUUCUGCAAGCCAGGCCUCAUGUGGCUGUGUGGUUAAGUCACUGCGUGCUGCCCCGUACCAGUGCCACCUUCUCUGGGAUGAUGAGCCAGCUUGUCCUGGGGAGCAGCCCUGCUGGAUCCUUGCCUGUCCGAGUCUGUAGGCCAUUUCUGCUGCUGGGUUUAGGGCAGGGUGUCUGCCAGGGAAAACACAGAAUCUUAACAGAUCUUGGGAGGUUCUGCAGCCUCAAAUGCAUAUGCGCCUUUGGGGCAGGGCUGCUGAGGUGACACAGCCUGGGCUCCCUGCUUUAAUGAACAAAUGACAAGAUUUCCAGUCAAGUGCUUUAUUUGUAUUAGGGAUCUGGACUAGCAAGCCAAAGCUUAGAAAUGGGACACACUUUUUUUUUUUUUUGGACUGACAUCAUAACUAUUUCUCCAUUGCUUUUGCCAUUAGGGCAAAUUUUUGAUAAUUUUUGUUCCCUAUUCUCAUAUUGGAUCCUACUUGCAGCCCAGGGGACCCCUCUUUCCCUCCCCCACCUUGAGAAAUGUGCUUACAUACAAUACUAGUUUGGUAAGAUUUAUCUAGUUAGAAGGUCAACAAAAUAUCUGUUUAGCUUUUAUUAAAAGUCAGUGUAGCGGCACCCUUUGCUGGAUGGAGGCCUGUGGAUUCUGGCAGGGUUCUGUUGGCUGGGUUUCUGAAGGAACUCGAAAGGUCAAACUGUAUUUUCUUUGAACACUCUUACGGCAUUCUGGCUCACAUCUCUGAAGAGCCAGUAUUUAGAGAUGUUUGGUGGCUGUGCCAUGCUGCAAUAUGGUCAAGGAGUCCUCUGGGCUUUCCAAGUUACUCUCAUGCUGUCAUGCUGGGGGAACCUCCUAUUUUCCUGUCACCCUCCGCAGUCCUCUCCUCCCAGUAGUGCCUCCAGGUCAGUGAUGAGGAUGGCAGGGUAUGUCCGGAGGAACCGGGAGGCACAAGUGUGCCUGCCCCACAGAGGCGUAGACCUGGGACGUGGUCUCCACUCUUCUUUGACCUUUGGGGUGCUCAGGGCAGGCUCUCACACACCCCUCCCUCUGGGUCAUGCCUCACCAUCUCUAGAAGGUCCUUCCUGUAGUUUCCACUAUGUACUGCCAGCCUGCCUGAGGUCCCCAUGCUGAGAGGAGAACAGGCAUGGGGUCUUUUCUGCCUUCACUCUUCUGGGCUGUGGGCGGUGUCUCAUGUUCCUGAGGGGCUUGUGCCCCCACACACUGAUCCAAAAUGUAUUUCCUCUUAUUUCUGUACUUAAUCAUGGGGCUCGGCCUGGGUAGAUGGUGCUCAUACUGGCAUUUGGGGCCUUUUUAAUGUGACCUUCAUGAGGAGUUCAUAUCUCUGUCCCUGAGGCCAUCUGACUCACUGCAGAAGCUGUUUUCCAGGCGGCCUAGGGCACCCAGCAGCCUCCAGCUGUGCUCAUGUUUAAAAGCAGAUGCAGCAAAGCUUGAGACGGAAGGUCUUAGCCAGAGUGCCUGUCUGUGGUGAUGAAUGUCAAACAGUGUUUCCUGGAUCGUAUUCAGCUUCAUGGGCGUCAGUUUGAUGCCCAGCCCUUAUGGCUCAUUGUAGCGUCUCAUCCAGCCACGUUGUUGUCCAGAUGAGAAACUUUAGCUCCAGUGAGGGGAGAGAGCUUGCUUGAGGUCACACAGCUAGCUAGUGACAGAGCUGGGACUGCAGCCCACACCCAGCUCCAUAGUUGGUAGAGCAGGCGGCUGCACUUCCUCGGGGUGCAUCUCUUCCUCACAAAGCACUGGCUAGGCGAGGUCAGUAGUAGCAGUGUGCUGAUGGGGCCUCAGGCUCUGCUGUUUUCAUGGUGGGGGGGCUCUUUUAGGUUGGUCAGCAAGGGCCCUGGAUUUGGGGUGCAACUUGAGCAAAGAAAACAGGAAGGGAAAAAGAUUUCUGACCAACUGCUUCUUCGUUCUUUAGCAGUAGAGGCCAGGCCAAAGGUACAGUGAGCCGCUCUUGGUUUUGUUGCUCUAAAUUAUGAUGGAAGGAAAAAGGAAACUUUAUUUCUCCCUGAUUCUCUCGUGCCCCCUUGUGGUAGUAGGGAUGGAACUCAGGGCCUUAUGUAUACUAGACAAGGGCUCUACCGCCAAGCUAUACCCCAGCCUCUUCCUGAUACUUCAAUGAAGGUUGUUAAUAAAAGUGGGACACAGCUUAUUUUACUUUCCUUACCCUGACCCUUGAAGGUGCCAGCUCAAACACUACCCUUUUCAGUGUAUCUUAGUCAAUAGAGACCAGUCUGUUGUGGGGGAGUUGUUGGGGGUUCAAGUAGAUCUUAUGGCUCCACAGGCUGGCAUGGACCAGACCAGUCUACUGCUCUGAGAAGCUCAUUGCCGCUUCCCAGCCUCUAGGUACCCCCUUACCAAAAGCAAGGGCUGGGCACUGCACCUACGGGCAUUUUACUGCCAAGCCUUGGAAGCCAUUAGUCCCUUUCCCUCCCCAACCUCACAUGCCUCUCCUUUCAGGGUGGCCAAGUGCUCCCUUGAAAAGAAGGCAGUCCCCUAGAGUGAAGGUCAGCAGAGCCCUAUCUGGGGAGAGUCUAGUAGACAGUGCUCUGUCCUUUGCCAGACCAGCCCCAGCAAGCAGAGGUUUGACUGCAGACUGGAACUUAAUUGCCAUCGUCUUUGAUUUUUGUGACAUUUCUGCUUGGAAGGGUGAGACUCCCCUUCCCACUCCUUAGCAUGUGUGCCAACUCUCCUGUGUCUUGGGUGUUACCCUCUAACACUCCAGCUCAGGGAGUGCUGCCGUCUGUGUGAAGAGAUUCCUGUGUGAUAGAACCUAAGACGUAUAGCUUGGAAGUGGUCCCUGUGACGAUGACUUUUCCUUCUUUCCUCUUAGUGAGGAGGUGAAUUGUAGACCCUGACUGCCUAUGUCAUGUAAAUAGUGUACAUUUAAUUUAUUGCUAUGGUAGCACAUUGUAUUUGUUAAUGUAUAAAACAAAUUCUAAAAGGUUGACAAAUGUAUAUUUUGUUGCUUAAAUGUGUCUUUGCAGAAAUUGAC
Octodon degus (degu) is the source of this 6636-nucleotide messenger RNA. It is a transcript of the gene Rap1gap2, whose product is annotated as RAP1 GTPase activating protein 2. Gene Ontology annotation, cellular component: cytoplasm; plasma membrane. The record is from RefSeq and is a predicted model, not a curated record. The transcript is spliced from 26 exons. Bases 39 to 2330 code for a protein of 763 amino acids. NCBI's taxonomy places the organism in Eukaryota, Metazoa, Chordata, Mammalia, Rodentia, Octodontidae. Gene Ontology annotation, molecular function: GTPase activator activity. Gene Ontology annotation, biological process: regulation of small GTPase mediated signal transduction; activation of GTPase activity.